CAAAAUUUUGGCGAUAAAAUGUACUCUGUGAUUUACCGAAUGAAUAAGCUUGCGAAUUUCGUAGGGAAAGAGAGAGAUGAAUAUAAAGUGAAAGCAUCUAUUUCUGCUGGAAUCGCAAACAAUAAUUCUGUAUCUUGCUAUGAUGGUAAUUUUACAGAUAUAUUAAGUGACAGUCGGACACUACUUGAAUUCUUGCUUCGAAAGUAUACAUCUGAGGAAAAUGGUGCUGAUUUUUCUUCUGAUAAAUGUUUAGGAAUCAUUCAGUUUUUGAUUCAUUUAAGCUCACACAAGAUUUCUCUCGACUCAAAAAAUGCAAAGAGCAGAGAAUUCCGGAUUGUUUACAGUGGUAUCCUGAAGCAGAUACACAAAUAUUCCUGGCCUACUAAAUAUCAACCACGCGAUGGCAAUAUAUUCAGGAAGUUGAGAUGCGUCGUCAUCGAUCUUAUGUUUUUGGGAAAUGAAGAUCGGGAUGUUUAUAAUUUCUUGUCAGAUACCACAGAGUAUCUCCAAAAAUAUGUAUAUCCGGAUUCCCAGUUAUUUCAUCUCACUGAGAUGGUCACUUGUUGGGAGGAAUUCAGUGGUGUUUUAUUUUGUACUCUUGAUGAGUUUGAGUCAAAUUGGGUUUCCAGAUGUAUUCACCUUAUGGUCGAAAGUUUACAGGAGAGGUCGAACCUUGUACAAAUGAAAGUAGAGCUUUCACAAUCAAUUAUGCAGAAAAUACUCGAUUCCAAGGAUUCGAAGAAGCUUACUUUGGAGGAAAUGCAUUCCAUCAUCAAAAUCUUAGGAAUAUGGUCUAGUAUAUCAAGACGAUUUAAACAGAUCCAGAUGAAUCUCACAAUGCAGUUGGACUCCGCCAGUGCUAAUACUCAUUCUGAGCAGUCAGUUAGUGAAAAUUCAAGUGAUCAUUUUGGAGAAGAACUUCAAAGAUCAGAGACUAAUAUUAGGAAUACCUUUGAUUUGAAGUAUUUUGAAUCAAUUUUAUCUUAUGACCAACUGAAUGAAUACAAGUGGGAUAAGUUGGUUGAUUCGUGCAGUUCAGUGCAGCGCAAAAGGCCUAAAAGUGCAUUAAAGAAGUCAAACGAUGAAUCAAUGAAUUCAGACAAAAUAAACGUAACAAGUGAAUCAGAGACAAUAUUAUGGCAGCCUGUUUACACAAUGAAUACAUCCCUAAUGAAAUCUCUAGUUAAUUAUACAUUGCAGUCACUACAAGAUUAUGCCAAUCAACUACAGCUUGCAUCUAAUCCAACUGCAGUGAAUCUAAUGAACAGCAGUAAAGAAGAAGGCUUAAAUCGAUGCAAAAACAACUUAAACACAGAAUAUUAUAAUUGUUUGAAUUUACUGUUACAAACACCAGUGUUUGCUACAUCUGUUCAUGGGCCGCUAUUCAAUGCCUCUGAUGUAUCUAUAAGUGAUUUUUGGUGUCACAGAGAGAAAAAUAUACUCGAUGAACAGUUUAAUCCUGGUUUGACUGCACAAAAUAGACUGUGUUCAUGGAAUGGAGCUGUGGGAACCGGAGCAGGAUUACCAAUGCUUGAGAUGUAUAUCAGCAGUUCUGUACAGAACUUUAUUGCUUUCACCCUUGAAAUUCUCUUGCCUAUGAUAUUAAAUCUCUUGCAAGUUGAUGUCAAUGAGCAGAAGUCAAAAUUACAAUCAGAUGACAGUCAGAAUGCAAAGAAUGAAUUGAACAACACAGAUGAUAAUGUUGACGCUACUUUGAAUGCAAAUGAACCUGUGGAUGAUAAUUCCAAUGAUGAUAGUCUGCGUAUUUCAAUUCUUUACCUAAUCAAUGUCUUACUGACUAUUUUAAAUGGACAUGGUAUGAAUAAGUUACCUGAUUGUGGUGACAGCAGUGAUGCUGAUACUACUACUGAUAGUGAAUUCGGUAUCAGCAGUAGUAGUGGCGCAGAAUUUGUUGGUUUAACCGCACAACUAAGUACAAUCACUUUGUCUGUUGACUGGGAUUUCAAUGGAAUCGAAAAACUGGCAUUGUGCAUUUCAGACUGUUUAAGUCUACGUGCGUUAUGCAGCCUGUUGGCGUCCAUAUUUCAAAAGCAAUACGAAGUGUUGUUUAAAACAUCCAAGUUUAAUAGACAGGAUAAUAUAGCUUCCCAUUUCUUAGGAUGUAUUAAAGAAUAUGAUGUAUCGAUACGUUUAUUGAGUGAACAGAUUACUGAUAUCACUUUGGUAUAUUAUUACAAAAUGGGUUUCACCAUCGGUGAGGAUUUGAAAUGUGUAAACGAAGUGAAAUUACUACUGCCUAGUCAUUUCAGUUUACAGACUGAUCAAGCUGUUAUAGGACAUUUAAGCAAGCCUAUUCACUUGAUGUGGCUUAUUAUUUCCAAUUUAUGGUCAAUAUUAAUUCACACAUGUCCUGGUGGUUUAGCAAGACAAAUUUUGGCACAUGUUAGUUCAAAGAUUCUUGAGUCUGCAGUACAACAACUUCACAUCGCUAAAACGAAUUCCAACUCCGAUUAUACUUUACAGUUUAGAGAUGAGUUAUGGUUUGUCCUCGGAAUUGCGAAAUUUGUUCUUUAUCGAUGUGCUGAAACAAUUUCAGAAGUACUUGGAUUAAGUAAUCUAUCAGUUGAAAUGAACAGUAUACAUACAACAGCUUUGCUAACCACUCAAAUGUUGAUAUCAUGUUUUGCUCCAAGGGAUUUAUGGAAUAAACUUCACGAAGAAGGAUUUUACAAUCAAAUAGCACAAGAUUCAAGUAAAACAUUCGAUUUCAGUUUAUCCAAUUGGUUGAGAAUCGUGGAUCCAUCGAUAUUCACUGAUAUUCCUAUACAUUUAAUGAAAGAACGUCCUCAACAAACAGAAUCUGAAAUCGAACUGAAACUAUUAUCAGCAUCAGCACACUUCGAACCAGUCAGAAUAAUCAGUCUCUUAACAUCAUGCAAUUACAAAUUAAGUUUAGCGAUUCUUGAAUCGCCUUAUUUGAAUGAACUGAAUAAUUUGUUAACAAGUGAAGAGAAAACUGUUGCACGUCAGCUAUUCAUCGCUGUAUCAAAUAUACUGAACUCCAUACCAGAGUAUGCGGACUUUUUAGGCAAAGUUGUAGAACUAACAAUCUCAAGAACAGAAACUGAUAAACUGUUCAGUCGGACGAAAUUAAAUUAUGAGGAAUGGCCUUUAUGGUUUGAUGUACUAGUGCAACUGAUGUCUGAGCCUCUUGAAAGAAUAUGGAUUCGUUUCAAAGAGUUGAAGUAUCAGAGAUUAGAAGAAGAUGAAUCUUUUCAAGACUAUAAUUUAUCGGAUAAAUUAAACGAGAAUCCAGAAAUUGUGUUCGCUAAUUAUACUCCUAGAAGAAGAGCUUACUGGGAUGAUUUAUUCCCAUCUGAUCAAAUGCCAUGUGGAUGUCCAGUGUUAGAACCAUUUCAUUUUAAUGACACAUGUCAACUUCCAGUGUCGAAUACUCCUGAUAAUAACAGUAUUUCAGCUAGUUCGGAUAAAUAUCAGUCGAAAAUCACGUCAAAACUGGAGACUGAACAAGAAAUUAGUAAUUAUUCAAAUUAUUAUCAAAAAGGCGGCUUCAGUAAACAGAUAUGGUUUGAACUGGUGCAUGAUAUUAUACGUUUGCCGGUAAUAAACUGUUCUGCCGGUGUACAGUUGGCACUAGCUAAAAUUAAUGAUAUCGCAAUGGACAAACUAGCUGAGCAUUCACAAGAUAUCAACACUGGCUGUGGUGAUUUACUCUAUGGACAACAUUUUGCAAUACAUCUGGUGAUAUUAUUUUUAAAUUAUCGCAUAAACGAAGAGAUUAAAAUGAAAUUGUCCAAUGGUGAAUAUGAGAAUCAAGAAAACUCGGAUGUUGAACGCUUACAAUAUUUAAUAUUGCUAGAAUAUUUAUGCUCCUUGUUAGACUUGAAUGUUGAAAAUGAAGAAAUCUAUGCUUGUAAAAAACGUGCUAAGGCGUUUCUGGACGAACGAAAAUCUGAGGGCAGUGAUUCUGAGCCAGUCAUAACAGGAAAUUCAAGUAAAAUUUUCAAGAAUAUCCAAAAUCUACGAUUUGUGCAACACAAAGCAUUACCAGAUUUAUUCUUUAUGCAUGAAUUUCUACAUGCGAAUAUAACUUGGGUCGGUGAACUGAUUCGUAGUGGAAAAAGUCAUGAAGGUCCAGCAACAGUUAUUCCACGCUUCCAACUCAAUGACAAUUCCAAUUCAAGUGUAUGCGUUCAAUUAAUCAACCCUAUCGAAGAAAUCAACUGGGAGGAGAUAUAUUGUACUAAUAUUGGACUUCAAGAAUUAUAAUUUGAAGAAUUCUCCUAAAUAAUCUGUCAAAAUUUGAUGCAGGCAGUUUAACUUUCACUGUGGCUGAAAGUAAAAGUCAAAAUGAAAUCAUUAUACUUACUUCUACAACAGAUAUUGUGAUAUACUGUGAUAUUUUCUGAGCAUUUCUCAGGCUCACUUGAAAUAUUUAUUAAGUGUAGUAUAUCGAUUGCAUUUAAAUCGUAUUUCA
Trichobilharzia szidati is the source of this 4459-nucleotide messenger RNA. The record is from the annotation of a GenBank genome assembly. Lineage: Eukaryota; Metazoa; Platyhelminthes; Trematoda; Strigeidida; Schistosomatidae.